Messenger RNA from Paramecium sonneborni, 3563 nucleotides. Lineage: Eukaryota; Ciliophora; Oligohymenophorea; Peniculida; Parameciidae. The record is from the annotation of a GenBank genome assembly.
AUGUAUAUUAAGCUUGCGAUCAUUUCUAUUGUUAUUGUUAUAGCAUUCCCAUAAACCACUGGUUAGGAUUGUACUUAAUUGAGUUGUAUAGCUACAGGAGCAUUAAAAUAAGAAUACACAUAAAGAGUGCCAUACAAGUGUAUGGAAGGUAUAUUAUAGAGUUAUGUAUUUGUAUAGGAUAUUAUUGGGCAGGAUAAUCAUGCUAACCUUGUUAACCAAUUUAAGGUGGACAUUAUGCUUGUUCAUCUUAUUGGGGGACAGGUACAUUGUAUUGUUUACCAGGAUGGACAAUCCUAAAUGGGUAAAUAUCAUAAUAUCAUCAUUAGGGUUUGUGUAAAUAUGCCCAAUGGUUGCUUAACUUAUUAAUUAAAUCAAGAAUAGAAUGCUUAUGUGUGUAGUUCUUGCGAUACUGGGUUCACUUUGAUUUCAGGACUGUGUGUAGAGAAUAAAGGAUGCGCUAUAUACAGUAGCACUCGAUAUUUAUGUACAUAAUGCGAGUAAGGAUAUUACUUGAAUUGGGAUUACAUACCAAACAUAUCAACUGUUAUUGAAGAUUAUUAUAAUUAUUUCGAUAGUUUCUGUAGUCCUUGUAGUAUUCAAGAUUGUGGAAAUUGCCCAUCAGCGUAAGAAUUUGUUUAAUAUAUAGAAACACUUGCACUUAAUGUAAAGCAGGAUACUUCUGGUCAUUUAGUGGAUUGAGUUCAGACUCUGUAACAUCAGGAUCAGGAAUAUGUUAAAAAUGUUUAGAUUAUUGCUUAAAAUGCACAAACAAUUCUAAUUGUACUUAAUGUGCAGAUGGUUAUUAUAUUAAUACAAUUAAUGGUCUCACAACAUGUUCUUUAUGUACUAUAUCCUCCUAUUGCAUGAAAUGCACCAAUGGAAUAACUUGUACUUAGUGUUUAAAUGGUUAUUCUUUGAUAAACUAAGCAACCUGUGAAAAACUUUAUGAAGGAUGUAAUUCGAUGGAUAACAAUAAGAAUUGUUCAUCUUGUUAAAGUAAUUAUGUAAUAAAUGCUCAAACUCCUAAAACUUGUACUUAAUGUGGAUUAGGCUGUAAAACUUGUUAAUUAAUUAAUAAUUUAACAAGUUGCACUGCCUGCUAAGAAUUCUAUUAUGCAACUUAAAACUCUAAUGGUAUAGUAACAUGUGUAGAAUGCAAAUCCUACCCAUAAUCUACUGGUUGGUUAAGAUGUGGAGGUCCAUAUGACAAUCCAUCAUAUACAACAGUUUAAGUGAGUUAAUGUUAUGAUGGUUAUUUUCUAGUAAAUAUAACAUCAAACAAUAUUAUUACUCCUACUUGCAUAGCUGCAAUUCCCGCAUCAGCUUGUUUAACACUAACUUCAAUAUCUACUAAUACAAAUAAUAUUUGUGCUACAUGUAUUCCUAAUUUUGAUCCUUAUAUGGAUGGAACAUGUUUAUCUUGUCCUCCUUAAGGAGGAUCCAAAAUAUAACUUUCCAAGUAUUGUAAUAAAUGUGGAGGAACUUCAACUACAAACAUUUCUUGUGAGGGAUGUACUUAAAAAUUUUUCCUUCAAGCUGCUAAUUCAGCUAAUUCAGCCACUUGUGCUAUAUGUUCUUCUAGUGGUGGAUGUCUUGAAUGUGAAUCUAAUCUAAAUUGCAUUAAAUGUGAUAUUGGUUUUUAUAAAACUGAAAGCUCUAGUAAUUCACUAUGCUAGCCUUGUCUCAAAAAUUGUGCUGUUUGUACUGAUUCUAAUGUACACAAUAUUUAUGAUUUUUUUAGAAAUGCUCGACAUGUAUGGAUGGUUAUUUUGCUUAUAAUGGUAUAUAAACUCCAUAGUCAUUUUGUGUGGCUUGUUAAUUUGGGUGNUAGAGAAUAAAGGAUGCGCUAUAUACAGUAGCACUCGAUAUUUAUGUACAUAAUGCGAGUAAGGAUAUUACUUGAAUUGGGAUUACAUACCAAACAUAUCAACUGUUAUUGAAGAUUAUUAUAAUUAUUUCGAUAGUUUCUGUAGUCCUUGUAGUAUUCAAGAUUGUGGAAAUUGCCCAUCAGCGUAAGAAUUUGUUUAAUAUAUAGAAACACUUGCACUUAAUGUAAAGCAGGAUACUUCUGGUCAUUUAGUGGAUUGAGUUCAGACUCUGUAACAUCAGGAUCAGGAAUAUGUUAAAAAUGUUUAGAUUAUUGCUUAAAAUGCACAAACAAUUCUAAUUGUACUUAAUGUGCAGAUGGUUAUUAUAUUAAUACAAUUAAUGGUCUCACAACAUGUUCUUUAUGUACUAUAUCCUCCUAUUGCAUGAAAUGCACCAAUGGAAUAACUUGUACUUAGUGUUUAAAUGGUUAUUCUUUGAUAAACUAAGCAACCUGUGAAAAACUUUAUGAAGGAUGUAAUUCGAUGGAUAACAAUAAGAAUUGUUCAUCUUGUUAAAGUAAUUAUGUAAUAAAUGCUCAAACUCCUAAAACUUGUACUUAAUGUGGAUUAGGCUGUAAAACUUGUUAAUUAAUUAAUAAUUUAACAAGUUGCACUGCCUGCUAAGAAUUCUAUUAUGCAACUUAAAACUCUAAUGGUAUAGUAACAUGUGUAGAAUGCAAAUCCUACCCAUAAUCUACUGGUUGGUUAAGAUGUGGAGGUCCAUAUGACAAUCCAUCAUAUACAACAGUUUAAGUGAGUUAAUGUUAUGAUGGUUAUUUUCUAGUAAAUAUAACAUCAAACAAUAUUAUUACUCCUACUUGCAUAGCUGCAAUUCCCGCAUCAGCUUGUUUAACACUAACUUCAAUAUCUACUAAUACAAAUAAUAUUUGUGCUACAUGUAUUCCUAAUUUUGAUCCUUAUAUGGAUGGAACAUGUUUAUCUUGUCCUCCUUAAGGAGGAUCCAAAAUAUAACUUUCCAAGUAUUGUAAUAAAUGUGGAGGAACUUCAACUACAAACAUUUCUUGUGAGGGAUGUACUUAAAAAUUUUUCCUUCAAGCUGCUAAUUCAGCUAAUUCAGCCACUUGUGCUAUAUGUUCUUCUAGUGGUGGAUGUCUUGAAUGUGAAUCUAAUCUAAAUUGCAUUAAAUGUGAUAUUGGUUUUUAUAAAACUGAAAGCUCUAGUAAUUCACUAUGCUAGCCUUGUCUCAAAAAUUGUGCUGUUUGUACUGAUUCUAAUGUACACAAUAUUUAUGAUUUUUUUAGAAAUGCUCGACAUGUAUGGAUGGUUAUUUUGCUUAUAAUGGUAUAUAAACUCCAUAGUCAUUUUGUGUGGCUUGUUAAUUUGGGUGUGCCACUUGUACAACACCUGGAAAUCUCUGUCUGACUUGCAUUGAUGGUUAUAUUCUCUAAAGUGGCGGAUGUGUUCCUCUUAAUCAAGCUAAUUGUGCCUAUAAACUUAAUUCUACUUAAGCAAUUCUUCAAACAUAUAGUUCCAAUGGUUGCAGCAUUUGCAAAUAUGGAUUUCAUAUGAUUUCUAAUCGCUGUUUUUAAUCUGUGUAACCUUAUGCUGGAGUAUCUUUAUAAUUUAUUUUAGUUUGCUUAUAUGUAAAUUAGCCAAUAAAUUAUUGGUAAUAUUACGCAAACAUACCAAAUUAUUUUGACAUCUAUGAUCAUAAUUUUGCAUUUUAUUUUUUGA